Molecule: messenger RNA, 480 nt
Organism: Alternaria burnsii
Lineage: Eukaryota; Fungi; Ascomycota; Dothideomycetes; Pleosporales; Pleosporaceae
Product: multiprotein-bridging factor 1
Exons: 2
Coding region: 1-480 (159 amino acids)
Cellular component (GO): nucleus
Molecular function (GO): DNA binding
Source: RefSeq, a predicted model, not a curated record
AUGUCUGACGACUGGAACUCUGUUACCAAGAUCGGCAGCCGCACUCGCGGUGGUGCCGCUGGACCUCGCGAAACCGUAGUCAAGGGCAAGUCAGCUUUGAACGCGGCCCAACGCAGCGGCGGCAUCGUCGCCACAGAGAAGAAGUUCGCUUCUGCCAACGCCCCACAGGGAGCUUCAUCAGAAGGCCAACGCCUCACCAAAGUCGACCGUUCCGACGACAUCGUCAAGCCCAAGACCGUUGGCACCGUUGUUGGCCAGGCCAUCUCCAAGGCACGCUCCGAGGCGAAGAACGACAAGGGCACUACCAUGACGCAGAAGGAUUUGGCUACCAAGUGCAACAGCACACCCACAAUCAUUGCGGACUUUGAGCGCGGUACUGCGGCACCAGACCAGAAGCUCCUAGGAAACAUGGAGCGCGUGCUCAACGUCAUCCUACGGGGUGACAAGAUUGGGCAGCCUAAAUUCCCCAAGAAGAAAUGA